Coregonus clupeaformis (lake whitefish) is the source of this 1357-nucleotide messenger RNA. RefSeq names its product collagen alpha-4(IV) chain-like. Bases 293 to 1357 code for a protein of 354 amino acids. NCBI's taxonomy places the organism in Eukaryota, Metazoa, Chordata, Actinopteri, Salmoniformes, Salmonidae. The record is from RefSeq and is a predicted model, not a curated record. The transcript has 19 exons.
CAAUGAUAUGAAGCCAAAUGACACAACGAUUCUGCAAUAGCUAGGCUCUUUUUGCGUGACACUAUUUAGAGCUAAAGGUGAUGGUUUUUCGAUUUAAGGAACAAGUGUACGCGAAAGUACUGUCACAGUGGGACUUGAACUUGCACGACAUUUCGUCUACGGAGUCCGACACAGUGGAUCAAGACUGGGGAGAGGUCGAGAGGCAGAGUCACAUCGUUGGUGUUGCACCAAUCAGAGGCAAGGCAGAGGUCAAGGGCUUUUCUGGAAGCGGGACACGCCCUAAGUGGCGGAGAUGACGGUCUCUAUCUGCUGCACCACCUGGGCCAAACUACCUCUCUGGUGGCUUGUGAUAAUUGUCGUUGCUGGACAGACCGUAAUGGGGGGGGACCAACCGGAGGAACCCUGUGGGGGGCGGGACUGUUCCACCUGCCAGUGUUUCCCUGCCAAAGGAGCCCAGGGUGUUCCAGGAGCUUUAGGACGACAGGGGCCUCAGGGGCCACCAGGGUUCCCGGGACCCCAUGGGCCUCUUGGAGAGAAGGGACUUCGAGGAGAGGAGGGCUUCCCUGGCGUAGCUGGACCGAAGGGAGACGUGGGUAUCGCAGGCGUACCAGGAUAUCCUGGACUAGAUGGUGUCCCGGGUCACCCAGGGCCGGGGGGUGUUCCUGGUCUUCCAGGGCUAGAUGGCUGUAACGGGACCAGAGGGGACUCUGGUUUCCCUGGAAUCCAUGGUCUGGACGGGCCUGAUGGGGGAGUGGGUUUCCCAGGGAUCAAAGGAGUGCAAGGGGACCCCACCGUUCAGUUAAUCCAGUACCCCGGUAUACCUGGUGAUGUCGGCCCUGCUGGGGUUCCUGGACUACCUGGCUUCCAAGGCAUUAGCGGCCCUAGGGGACCUACUGGACCAGUUGGUUUGGAUGGAUCAGAUGGUUUAACUGGUUCACCUGGCCUGAGAGGUCCGCCUGGAGAGAAAGGAAGAUCGUUGCCAGGACAGAAAGGAGAUGAAGGAGACCAGGGUACCCAAGGACCCCCAGGACCCUUUGAGUUUGUCGACCCCCCAGAAGACUACUACAUCAAAGGAAGCAAGGGGAGGAGAGGUGUGAAGGGAGUGUGUGGACCCAGGGGAAGUGAUGGAUUCGACUCAAUCCCAGGAAUAAAAGGAGAAAAGGGAAUCAUCGGAUUUCCUGGAGUCAGGGGUCUUCCUGGAUAUCCUGGCUUGCCUGGGCCACCUGGAGUAAAGGGGAUUCUCGGGAGCCCUGGCCUACCUGGUCUGAUAGGAACAGAGGGACCCAAGGGGUUCCAAGGAGAUCUAGGUCCCAAAGGACUGACAGAGUUCAGGCAGGUUAAUUAUACAGACUCCUAG